Cylindrotheca closterium is the source of this 5268-nucleotide messenger RNA. Lineage: Eukaryota; Bacillariophyta; Bacillariophyceae; Bacillariales; Bacillariaceae. The record is from the annotation of a GenBank genome assembly.
AUGCCAUCAGGACGUUUCGCUGCAUUACAAGAGGAAAAAUCUGAUUCAGAUAAACCAAAGAAUGAAAAAGACGCUGGCGACCUGACGAUUCCAUCCUACGAAGAUUUGUCGUCACAUCGUGUAGAUGAAGAAACGGUUCUCGGCGCUGUGUAUGGCCCAGAUUUUUCGAAAGCGGAGGGCGCAUGGGGUUCAACGCGGCUGGAAGUGAAUGUACGGCCUCCUGAUCUUGAUACCGACAAGAUUGGAAGCACAUUGACCCUAUCAGUCCAACUUGGCAAAAAAUAUCCAUAUGUUGUCCCUGUAAUAGAGAUAAAAAAUGUGAACGGACUUUCAAAGAAUGAACAAUCGUCACUCGUGAAACAUCUGAGAGGCAGAGCUUCUGAACUCGCAGAGGUUGGAUCUGUUAUGGUUUGCGAAUUGGUUCAGGUUGCCGAGGAUUAUCUUCUCGACCACAAUACUGAUCCGAGCAUGUCAGCCUGGGAACAAAUGAAGGCCAGAGAAGCGAAAGAGAAAGCAGAAGAAGAGCGAGAGCAAAGGAAUAGUAUGGAGAAUCAAAGUUUUGAAACAAAUUCGCACUCAAUGACGGUGACUGAUGAAGUUGGCUCGCAACCAGACAACAUUAGGACUUUCACUCCAGCCGCCGACUUGGAACGAGAACUCGCGAGGCAAACAGAGGCAAUUGCAGAAAAUCGGCGGCGAAAACACCAAGGAAAUUUAUUAAAUCCGAAUCAGGAGGCUGAAUCGACUACUCACGUGUUCCUCUUUGGUGUCAACGAGGAUGACAACGAAGAUGAUUUCAGUUACGACGAUGACAGUUACAACGAAGGGGCAUUAGCUCCUCUCUCAGGUUCUAGCCGGUAUAAGGCAGACUUCAUCGAGUUAGGUGUACUUGGAAGAGGCGGAGGUGGUGAGGUAGUGAAAGUGCGGAAUAGAUUAGAUCGUCGAGUGUACGCUGUCAAAAAGAUUAUCCUAGAAUCAGAGCGUGGAAAAUUUGCAAAGUUUGGGGCCGUACAGAACCGGAAGCUUAGAAGAGAAGUGACUACAAUUUCUCGAAUGACACAUAAGAAUAUUGUUAGAUACUACCAAGCCUGGCAAGAGGGGAGCAGUGGUGGUGAAAACACCAUCUCAGAGGAUGACGAAAGCCUCGAAAAAUCGAUAGAUACAGGAAAGGACUUGGAGCAGUCCGGCAAGAUUUCUUCACGACCUAAGCGAGACAAGGGAGACGAUGACCAGGAAAGCGAUGACUGGAGUGAUGAAUCAGAUUCAUGUGUCCGCUCGUCUGGGUCUAGUUCAAGUUCACCUUGGCCUGAUGAGGACACAUCGUCAGGUCUUGGUGCUCUGUUGGAGUCUCAAAAGCUUCACAGGGGCUCUCUUGUAAACCUGUUAGAGCAAGAAAAUGAGCAUGGUUUUCAGAAUCCUUUACUAUCGGGACUUGGCUUUCAGAAUAUUUCAUAUCAUGGGUUGUAUGGUGACGAGAUGGCAUCAAGCUCUCCUGUGCAAAGCUCUGAUGGUGGAGAAUCGAUGUGGGACGAAUCAUCAGUCAAGGUUGAUCAUACGAAGAGCAAUCAACGCAUUUUGUACAUACAGAUGGAGUUUUGCUCUACAACCCUUCGCAAGCUCAUAGACGACCAAGCUCUGGUAAAUAUGGAAGUUUCCGAAAUGUGGCGUCUAACGCGGCAAAUCAUCGAGGCACUCGUGUAUAUCCACAGCCGCAACAUUAUCCAUCGCGAUCUGAAACCGGGAAAUAUUUUUCUGGACUCUGAAGGGAACAUUCGCUUGGGUGACUUUGGCUUGGCGACUCGGAGGCCUGAGAAACCUGACUUUGCCAUAGACGACGCAGCGUCUGCUGAGGCCAAUGCGAUCUACGAAGACAUUGUUGACAUUAGCCGGCUUGUUGGGAAAGCAGUCCAACCAUAUUCGAUGGUUUCUCAACCAUCGACGAUCCAUCCUUAUUCCAUGGUUUCCCAGCAAUCAACAGUUCAAGAAUCUAUAACUGGUGGUGUGGGUACUAUUGGAUAUAGAGCUCCUGAACAGGAGGCAUCUGCAUCAAAGGAAAAUAUAAAAGGUACAGGAUCGUAUAAUGUUCAAGUCGACAUGUACAGCUUUGGCAUCAUCCUUUUCGAGAUGUUCCAUCCACCUUUUGAAACGUACAUGGAGCGAUCCCAAACACUAGAAGAGCUCCGUGGGGAUGCGAUCAUAUCGGACAAAGAGCAAAGCCCAGAUGAUGACUUCUUCGCGAAGAGGGAAUGUCGAUUUCCCACCUCGUUUAUUGAAACGACACCGGAAAAUGCGCAAAGAAUAAUUCUAUGGUGCUUAGAACGAGAUCCAAAGCAACGUCCGACUGCACAGGAGCUAUUGAAGAGUGAAUUACUUCCAAGGAAAAUGGAAGUAGAACAGCGCUAUUUGGAAGAGGCUUUGCAGCUGCUGACUGACGUUCAAUCUGAAGGCUACAGCCAAAUCUUGGAUUCGCUUUUCAAACGACAAACCAGUGACUUGGUAGAGUUCACGUACGAUACGGACGUGGUUGUAGAAGCAAAUACUGUCAGGAAGUCGCAAAAAUCGAAGGGCAAAGUGGCGCCUUUUGCUGCUCUGCUACAAGGAAUUAAGGAGCUUCGAAUGUCAACAAUGACUUCUACACUUUCGAUGAACAAUGCUUCGCUUAUAGCAGCAACGCUAGCGCUUCAAAGGGCGCGAAAUGCAGGAAACGUUGGAAAAGGCGUUAAAGGAGUAAUGAAACGUUCUACACAGCGUGUAGCAGGUAUACUGGCCAUGUCAGCUGCAACCACCGCUGCCCUUGAGGGAAAUUUCGAUGGUAUGCUCGGCGCUGAUCCUCGAUUAGUCGAUUCAAUAAAGGAGAAGUUGUCAACAGUUUUCCUGAGCCAUGGCGCAGUACGUUUGAGGAAUCCGCUUCUGAGACCUCGCCCAGGCACAAAGAACACGAAAACAUCAGUCAGUGGACCAGCCGAGGUUUUGAACGCAAGGGGGUCGGUUUUACUCUUACCAGAAGAUCUGACAGCUCCAUUUGCUCGAGCGGUUGGUCGAGGAGGGGUGGCGACCUCUAACGUAAAAAGAUACGACAUUUCCAGAGUAUAUCACAAAAGUGCCGUUGGUGGGCACCCCAAAGAAUCACUUGAAGCAACCUUUGAUAUUGUGCAAGAUGAUCCAAGAAUAAAAGGGCAGCAUUUGGAGGCCGAGAUUAUCCUUUCAAUUUCCCAAAUAAUGAGUUCUAUCCCAAUACAUUCCGUCACAUAUGGAAGUUUGCCUGAAGGGUCAAGGUUGCCGAUGUGGUAUCUGCGUCUUGGCCACACUCGAUUGGCUGAUUCGAUCCUGGAGUUAUGUGGAAUUCCCGCGAAGGAGCAGGUGCGGCAAAUUUGUCUACAAAUGUUCAGCAGAUUGACCAGUCCCUCUCCAAGCACUUUGUGUCAUUUCUUUCGGUCACAACUACCAUUGAGGAGGAAGCGGUCAGAUAGCUGUCAGGUUGAAAACUCAAGAGAAGAAUUGUUGGAGAAAUUCCUGACUGAUCUACGAAGCCUUCAUGGCCUGGAAGCAUCCCCUGUGGAGAAUCUGCGUAUCUUCUUUAAGUUAUGUAUGCCAUUACCGUCCAAUGCAGAGGAAGCAGUUGCAAGACUUGCUUCAGCAGUUUCAAAUCUUCGACCUGAAAAUGCCGAAAUGGAGCGUCGAAGAAUUGGUCGAGAUAUCAAUAAGUUUCUCAAGUAUGUGUCGACACUCAUCCAAACGCUCCGCUCUGUUGGGAUCCAAACUAUGUACGGGGAAAAUGGGUCGAAUUCAAGAUUGAAUCAGCCACUCUUUGUCUCAAUAGAUUUGGGACUGCGACAAAGACGCAAGCAUUAUCAUGGACAGGUGCUUUUCCACUGUAUUGCACUACCUGCUGAUUACUUUGAUCAAAUUGGCUUGACUAUUGACGAACAGCAAUCGAGCGACAUGUUACUGUCGUCGGGCAAGGCAUUCAAGAUAGCUGAAGGAGGACGGUUUGACGACCUCGUUCGAAAAUCACGUCCUCCAGGAAAUUUUGGGUCUGCUCUUUUUCACGAUUACACAACAGCGUCUAUUCCCAAGUGUGUGGGAGUGAGGUUUUUGAUUGGAAGGUUGGUAGAGCUUGUAUAUUUGGAUGCUUCUUUAGCAAGCGCGAAUAGCACCACAGAUAAUUCUCUCAUCUCAGAUUCAACAAAAUUCAGCCUUGAUAAACAUGGCAUCGAUGUUUUGCGAACUAGCCUUGCUCAUCCUUUCAGCGCGAUACAAUCGCCAAUUCGAUGCAUUGUAACUGGGGCGAACACUCUUGAUGGUACAGAUUCCCUGGAAAGAUUAGUUGUGACAUCCCGCCUGUGGCUUGAAGGAAUUUCAGCAGAAUAUAUGACCCAGAGUGGAGUCAUCAAUAGUUUGAUCAAGGAGAGUCGUGAUGACGCAUACGGUGCUGUGACAACUGGAUGGUCGCUUGAAGAUGUUUGCGGUAUUUGUGCCAUCAUGAAGAUACCUUUUAUCGUCAUUGUUGAUCCACAUCUGUUCAAUGACAAGGGUACUGUCCGUCUGCGCCGUGUCUUGAUGAACGACGGUGUCGAAACAGUGCAGAAUAGCAACGACCACUCGGUGAGCGUCGAGAACUUGGCAUCAAUGAUACGGGAUUUGUCUUCCAAUGUGGGUGGUGGAGAAGAAACCGAUGAGGAACAAUCCGAUUCACUCGCCCAUCCUCUGAAUGCCGGUAAUCGUGACUCAAAUCGCGGCAUCUCUCCUUCGCUCGAUUGUAUCUAUGUUGAUCACGGGCAGUACUACGAUGAAACAGAUAAACAUCGGUCGUCUUCCAACUGGAAGACUGUGAAGAAAACCACGAAAGCAAUUGAACAACGAGCAGAAGGGUUUCUUUCUGCUUUCGUAAAUCCAAACUCGAAGACAUCAGGUGAAGCAAUACCAAUUUUUGCAGUCACUGAAAUUUCGUUCUUUACGUUGAGAGAGUUUGGGACUUGUCUGAUGAAACGCGAAAGAGAGCACAGCACAUCUAAGGCUUGUAGCGACGUGGCAGAAAGGCACCCGUCUCAAAAAAGAGCACUAAAGACUCUGGGAGGAGCAAUCGACAGCCAUAUGAAACGCACGGGAUUCUGGAGCUCAAGUAAUCAGACAGAUGCAAAGAGACGCUCAAUUCAGAUUCUACUAUACAGUACACAAGACGACCGCUUUGAUGUAGUGACAUUGGACAGUAUUGGUUUCUCAGAAGGGGUGUCAUCCGUUCAUCAUAGCAAAAAUCGAAGGAAGUAG